Camellia sinensis is the source of this 796-nucleotide messenger RNA. The record is from RefSeq and is a predicted model, not a curated record. Lineage: Eukaryota; Viridiplantae; Streptophyta; Magnoliopsida; Ericales; Theaceae.
UCUAUCUCUCAUCCGAUACACACUCAACUCAAUCUCUAAACAAACGAUUACACUUCUAAUUCUAUAAAUAACAGUUGUGUUUGAUUCUGAUACGAUCAUGUACGCAGAAGGUGAUUUCAAUGCCAAUUUCGCUCUGCUGUGGUCGAUACGUCGUGACUUGCUUGGAGAGUUUGAAGCUCCGGCAAUUAACUCCUGUAACAACCCCGUAGAGUACUGUUCGGUUAACAACUUGUUCCCUUGUCUGACCCAAAACUUGGGAGAGUUGUCUUUGAAGGAGAACCAUUCGGAGGACAUUGGCAGGCUUCCAACUCCGGCGGUUCCGUCCACCACCGCAGCUGCUACCGAAAUGAGUAAUUUUCCAGAAUCUGUUGCGCCACCUGUGACGGCGGCGGUGGAGUCGAAGGGGACGCAGUACAGGGGAGUGAGGAGGCGGUCGUGGGGCAAGUACACGGCGGAGGUUAGGGAACCAGAGAAGAAUGGGGCUAGGGUGUCGCUGGGGACGUGUGAAACGGUGGAGGACGCCGUCGUGGCCUAUGACAUUGCGGCGUAUCGCAUGCGCGGGUCAUGUACGCUUCUCAAUUUUUCACUCUGGAUUAAUUUGGGUGAGCCGGAGCCGGUGCACCUUACAGCAAAAAGGUCAUCGGCAAAUCGAUAUUUGUCAUCGUCAUCGGAGAAUGGUUGCUCUAGGAAGAGGAGGAAGAAAGUGGUGGCGAAAGCAGAGCCGGCAGUGGUUUAGCUUAGAAUUGAGUAAAAUAUUAUCCAGUCUGUUAAAAUUGUAUAAAUCCACGUUAAUUCG